Acomys russatus (golden spiny mouse) is the source of this 647-nucleotide messenger RNA. Its product is annotated as cytochrome P450 2C37-like. Lineage: Eukaryota; Metazoa; Chordata; Mammalia; Rodentia; Muridae. Gene Ontology annotation, molecular function: heme binding; oxidoreductase activity, acting on paired donors, with incorporation or reduction of molecular oxygen, reduced flavin or flavoprotein as one donor, and incorporation of one atom of oxygen; iron ion binding. The transcript is spliced from 4 exons. The coding region runs from base 24 to 647 and encodes 207 amino acids. The record is from RefSeq and is a predicted model, not a curated record. Gene Ontology annotation, biological process: xenobiotic metabolic process. Gene Ontology annotation, cellular component: cytoplasm; intracellular membrane-bounded organelle.
CUGUGUCAGGAAGAAGGGUCUCCAUGGAACCACUCGUGGUCUUGGCCCUCACUCUGUCCUGUCUGCUUCUCCUCUCACUCUGGAAACAGAGCUGUGAGAAAAGGAAGCUCCCUCCUGGCCCCACUCCUUUCCCAAUUAUUGGCAACAUCCUCCAGGUAGAUGUGAAGGAUAUUUACCAAUCCUUUACCAAGCUAUCAAAAGCCUAUGGCCCUGUGUUCACUCUGUAUCUGGGAGGGCAGCCCACUGUGGUGCUGCAUGGUUAUGAGACAGUGAAAGAAGCUCUGAUUGAUCAUGGGGAGGAAUUUGCUGGAAGAGGAAGGCUUCCAGUAUUUGAAAAGGUUUCUAAGGGUGUGAUUAAGGGCAUUAUAUUUAGCAAUGGGAAUGUAUGGAGGAACAGGAGGCACCUUUCACUUAUGACCAUGAAGAAUUUGGGCAUGGGGAAAAGGAGCAUUGAGGAUCAUGUUCAAGAGGAAGCUCUGUGCCUUGUGGAGGAACUGAGGACAACCAAUCAUUUUACCACUGUUUCCAAUUCCUCAGGCUCACCCUGUGACCCCAUCUUCAUCCUGGCCUGUGAUCCCUGCAAUGUCAUCUGUUCCACUAUCUUACUGAAUCAUUUUGAUUAUAAAGAUGAGGAUUUUCUUACUUGA